AUGAUGUUGAUGAUAAUUUAUGAUGAUUAUGAUGAUGAUGUGGAUGAUGAUGAUGAUUUGGAUACUGAUGAUGUUGAUGAUGAUUUGGAUGAUUAUGAUUAUUUGGAUGAUGAUGAUUUGGAUGAUGAUGAUGAUGAUGAUAAUGUUGAUUUGGAUGAUGAUGAUUAUGAAGAAGAUGAUGAUGAUGUUGAUGAUGAUAUUGAUUUAGAUGAUGAUGAUGAUUUCGAUGAUGAUGAUGAUGAUGAUGUGGAUGAUGAUGAUGAUUUGGAUGAUUAUGAUUAUUUGGAUGAUGAUGAUGAUUCGGAUAAUGAUGAUGUUGAUGAUGAUUUGGAUCAUGCUGAUGAUGAUGAUGAUGUCGUAGAUGAUCAUGAUGAUUAUGAUUUGUAUGAUGAUGAUGUUGAUGAUAAUUUUUAUUAUGAUGAAUAUUUGGAGGAUAAUGAUGAUUUCGAUGAUGAUGAUUUGGAUGAUGAUGAUGAUGAUAAUGUGGAUGAUGAUGAUGAUUUGGAUGAUGAUGAUGAUUUGGUUGAUGAUAAUGAUUUAAUGAUGAUUUGA
Molecule: messenger RNA, 552 nt
Organism: Schistosoma rodhaini
Lineage: Eukaryota; Metazoa; Platyhelminthes; Trematoda; Strigeidida; Schistosomatidae
Source: the annotation of a GenBank genome assembly